AUGGCUUUCAUUCUUGUCACGCUCUGCUGCGUCUUCGCAGCUAUCGGUUCGUUCUUAUUUGGCUAUGACUCUGGUGUGAUAUCUUCCAGUAUCGAGCAAGAUGCUUUUCUGGACCGAUUUGGGUCUCCUGGCCUGUCCGAUGCCGCUAGUGGCGGCAUCAUCUCUUCAUACACUGGCGGUGCAAUUGUGGGAUCAUUGCUUGCCUCCUAUAUAUCCGAUAGCUGGGGCCGUAGAAUGGUCAUCUUUAUCGGUGGACUACUCGCCACCCUCGGGGCUGCCCUUCAGGGAGGAGCCAUCACCAUCGCGAUGCUCAUCGCUGGCCGAUUCAUCGCCGGUUUCGCCAUCGGUCUCAUGUCAGCAACUAUACCCGUAUACUGCAGCGAGAUUGCACCGCCCCAUAUCCGGGCUUCGCUCGCUAGCAUGCAGCAGUGGAUGAUCGGUCUCGGAAUCAUGGUUGCCCAAUGGGUUGGAUACGGCUGCUCUCUACAUACGAGUGCCUUCUCCUGGCGAUUCCCCCUAUCAUUGCAGACGGCACCGGCUAUUAUUUUAACCUGCGGUGUCUGGUUUAUUCCGGAAUCUCCUCGCUGGCUCAUCGAAACGGGCAAGGAGGGUGCGGGUCGCUCGGUAUUGGCCCGUUUACAUUUGAACCGCGAUGCGACAAACAGCCAACUUGUUGAGCAUGAACUGGCCCAAAUACACGAGAGCGUCGCUUACGAGCAUCAGUCUGUCGUCCGGUCUUGGCGUCAUAUCCUGUUCUCUAAGCAAUGGCGCUGUCGGAUCCUUCUGGCUUGCGGUUUGCAAGCAUUCACUCAAACGUCUGGAACCAACGUAAUUCAAAAUUAUGGACCUAGGAUUUACAAAGCACUUGGCUUGUCUACAUCAACCUCUCUGAUGAUCAUCGGUGUCUGGGGCGCGCUGGCGUUGUUCUGGAAUACCGUGUUCAUGUUUUUCGUCGACAAGGUCGGUCGGCGCAAGCUACUCAUCCCAUCGCUAGUCGGCAUGGGUGCAGUGAUGUGCGUGGAAGCUACACUCGCCCGUUAUGUUGACUUAAGCGACCCAAACGCCAAUGAGGAUACACUCCGUGCUGCGAUUGCCAUGUUCUUCGCCUUCUCAUUAUUCUUCACGUCCCUCGGUAUCAUAUCAUGGGUCUACCAAUCCGAGAUCUUCCCUACCUCCAUCCGAUCUCGAGGCUCAUCAAUCGCAACCGCCACAAAUUGGAGCUUGAACUUAAUUUUUGCCCAGUGCUCGCCAAUCGCGUUGACAAAUAUGGGCUCCAAUUAUUUCUACGUCUUUGUAGGCUUCAACUGGGCUGCUGCUUUUGUCGUUUUCUUCUUCUACCCGGAAACAGCUGGGUAUUCCCUUGAGGAGGUUGAUGAGGCAUUUUCCCGUCGGUAUCAGACCGAGCAAGCAGAGGUCACUCUUACGACUUCCGCUAGCCCUGAAACUGUGGAAUCACGUUCUCGGGUUAGGCAUAAGGGGAUGCAUCCUCUAUCUAUGCACCCGACUCACAGCGGGAGCUGGAGUAGCAUUGUUGGUUCAUCUCCCAAGCUGUGGAGUAAAAAAAUGGCGGAUGUAUAG
Molecule: messenger RNA, 1578 nt
Organism: Penicillium waksmanii
Lineage: Eukaryota; Fungi; Ascomycota; Eurotiomycetes; Eurotiales; Aspergillaceae
Product: sugar porter family MFS transporter
Exons: 2
Coding region: 1-1578 (525 amino acids)
Biological process (GO): carbohydrate transport; transmembrane transport
Cellular component (GO): membrane
Molecular function (GO): carbohydrate:proton symporter activity
Source: RefSeq, a predicted model, not a curated record